UGCGCCCAUGGACUUGGCAACUGCGGCAGCCAACGGCGAUCUUGAAUCGAUAAAGUCUCUUAUUCAUAGUGGGGUAAACUUAAACCAGAGAUCUAGAGAAGGAUUUGCACCUUUAUGUACAGCUGCUUUCUGGGGAUACAGUGAUAUAGUACAAUACCUGUUGAAGAAUGGGGCCAGUGUUAAUUGUUGUAACAGUGGUACUGGUUGGACGGCGCUACAUUGUGCUGCGUUUCAAGGACAUGGUAAAGUCAUUAUGAAAAUCAUGGAUCACAACCCAGAUUUGACACUCAGAGAUGACAAAGGAAGGACUGCAUCUGAUUUUGCAUCUGCUAUAGAUGCUAUCUGGCCGUUCUUUGCUGCAGCUGGCUGCAAAAGAACACCAAAAACAGAUCUUAUUAGGUUAGAUGUCAUUAAAAAGGUACAUGAGGACGCUGCAAUACCGAAAUCAGAUUAUUCAUUUUACUCCCGUCCAGGUUCAGCUUACGUCAUGCAACCACAGCCAAUGAGAGGAAGCGUUACAAGAACUACCGGUGAUGAGAAAAGAGAUUACGCCGCUGCCACAGGUGAUGUACUAGCAUUGCGUGGGGAAGGAAUACCUGCAAGCAACAGACACAGCACACCAUCAUUUAAUAUAUGGAGGAAUUGAUUGCCAACCUAUCACUACAUCGGGAUAUUCUGGCUGUACUAAAAAAUAGGGUACCAGUGACAGUAGCUGGAGUGUAAUCAUUGAUUCAUCCUUCUAUCAUACCAUGCAAUAGCGUCUCUUAUGAUUUUGAGAUCUUACUAAAAAUUGAAGUAACAUAAUCAUAGAACACAGUACAGCAUGUUGAAGGGAUCAAAUAAGGACUACGUGUGCGUAUGAAAAGGACGUCUUCAACCCAAACUGCGAUACUCUGCUUUGACCCUUCAGUGAUUUGUUGUGAAUGCCUAAGUUAAUUGCCCAAACUACCGGUAAGCCUUUGAUGAAUUGAAUUGUCUCAAAAAGAGUUAUAAACAUUAAAAGAGUUGUGAAUACAUCUGUCACGAUUUAAGUUUUUGUUCAUAUUUGUUUGUCUGAAUGGCAUAAUGGUUAGUGUUGCCAUUUUGAAACAAACGCUAUUGUCCUGCUGUUAUAAUCUAACUCACUGUAGAGGUUGAACCAAACACAACAGACUUUGUAAAUGGUGCAGUUAACCACAGUCCCUCUAUCCCCGGUCUGGAAACGACUAGCGUUCUUUUGUCUCGAACCGUGGUGCGGGUCAACAAACCGGGCCGAGGGAGUCAGGAAGUCAGACAGAUUACAAUACCGUCAAAAUAUUCAUUAAAAUCGGAAAAUUUACCGUCAUGCAAAGCGAUACCUCAUUGUAUGACUUCACUUUGACUUCAAAUUCGGGCAACCACAACUUAAACAAACAUGUAAACAAAAUUAUCACUAUGAAAUUUGGGUUUUUUGAACCCUGAUACGCAUCACAACCAGCCUACCAACUCAUAAACAUCCAGUUCCUGCAAUGUUCAUUUUCUCGUUUUAAUAAGGAAAAAACUUGGCGUGCCAAUAUGCUGACAUCGCUAAACAAAUCUUGUCAAAAUGGCGUGGUUCAUGUUAACGUAGUCGAUCGAAAAACCUGUGAUAUUUCUGA
Molecule: messenger RNA, 1616 nt
Organism: Saccoglossus kowalevskii
Lineage: Eukaryota; Metazoa; Hemichordata; Enteropneusta; Harrimaniidae
Product: cyclin-dependent kinase inhibitor 2A-like
Molecular function (GO): protein binding
Source: RefSeq, a predicted model, not a curated record